AUGUUCAAAAGAUUUACUUUCAGCGGUCUCGAGAGUUUCCGCUAUGUUACAGGAACUUCAUUUUUUGACGAGGUCAAGUCGAUUGCAGCUGUCCGUUUCUGCGGUGAUCAAUUAGAUUCUUUGAUAAUCAGAUUUCAAGAAGCGAAAGUUUCGGUUGUAACAUUUGAUGUAAAUUCAUACGAGUUCAAGACCAUAUGUUUGCAUGCCUACCAACACCCUUCGCUUAAAUUUGGAAAAACGCAUUUCAAUUCACUAUCAGUUAUUCGUGUUGAUCCACUUCAACGAUGUGCAGUUACUCCAGUAUAUGAGGGUUUUCUAGCUGUUAUGCCGUUUCGUCGAGUCGAUUCUCUUAUUAACACACAGCAUCAAAAUGACGAGGGUGCUGAAUUUUCUUGGCAAAGUAAGGGCUCAGCUCCCAUACUCUCUACCUAUACCACAUAUCUCAGCACUUCUACUGGAGAAAUGAUCAACUCAGUUAAAGAUAUGAAUUUCCUUUAUGGCUUUUACGAACCAACGCUUCUUGUUCUUUACGAACCCUUUAGAACUUGGUCUGGUCGUAUUUCUACGAGGAAAGAUACAUGUUGCAUCGUGGCCUUGUCAAUUAACCUCCAAGAGCGAGCAAACCCUGUGAUUUGGUUUCAAGAAUCACUGCCAUACGAUUGCCACACUAUCCUCUCUGUUAAAAUGCCUAUCGGUGGUGUUGUCGUCUUCGCAACCAAUUCAAUCAUUUAUCUAAAGCAGACUUUACCCUCAAGAGGUUUACCUCUCAAUUACUAUUCCAAAAUCUCUACUAAUUUCCCUUUCAGUCAAGAUGUGCCAGCCUGCGGACCUCUUGCCUUAGAUGGAUGUUAUGCCUCUCUUUUACCUUCACCUGAUGAAAUUUUAGUAAUAGCUCGAGAUGGUACUGCUUAUAUUCUCACGCUAUUGCUCGAAAAGGCCAACAACACCGUCACUGAUCUCCAUCUCUCCAAAGUUUCUUCCCUAACGGUUGCAGAAAGUAUAACUUAUCUGGGCGAUAACAGGCUUUUUAUAGGAUCUUGCCUUUCAGAUUCUCUUCUGUUGCAAUUUAGCAUGACUCCAAAAAUGGUUACACAGAAUUCGCUUGCAUUAACGAAAGCUAAAAAUGAAGACGAAGAAGAAGGUGGUGCAGAUUCGGCAACUGAACGCGCAGAGCGUGAAAGUCGUUGCCUAGAUAUGAAUGUAUCAGAAAGUGAUGAUAUGCAACUGACUAUUGAUGAGAUUGAUAUUCAACUCUAUGGGCCAGAGGCAUUUUCUAAAUCUACACGAUUGUUUCAAGUCAACGAGUAUGAAUUUAAGGUGUUGGAUAGUUUCCUGAACAUCGGUCCCAUACGCAGCAUUUCUUGUGGCGAGGUUCCUUACCUAACCGCAGGACAGACCGACCCUACUGAUGAGGCCUUGACUCAAGCUCAGUUGGAACUAGCUCACACAGAGUUACUCAUCUGUGCAGAUAAGAAGGUGGGCAACUCGAAACUUUACCAGUUACAUCAAAGUGUUCGAGCUCGGGGACUGAAUACCUUUGAGUUACCAGAGUAUGAUAGCCUCUGGUCGCUCUAUGGACCACCAGUGGCAAUGCUGAACCAACUCGACGAAGUGCGACAAGAACUGCAGGACUGCACGAAAGGAGUUGAAGUUGUUGAAGAGAUGACUAAAAAUGAUGCAAUUCAUGAUUUUGAAGAUAAUUCGUCAGAAGACGUCUCCAAAUCUCCCAAUUCGCACACAGACUCUCCUCUACACAGUUUUCUUCUACUAACUCGAGAUGAUUCCUCUAUGGUUCUUGAGAUUGGCAAAGAAAUCGUGGAGCUGGAAGUAAGCGGAUUCAAGACUAAUGAAACAACCGUGAUUGCUGCUAAUUUGGGGCUUCAAUGCCUGAAAAAACUUCCUUAUCAACAUUUACCUUUGUCGACCGUGAAAAAUGAGAGCAGGGAAUAUGUGGUCGGAGUGGAUUACCCUUACAUACUCCAGGUUUGUCCAACUUCUAUUCGUUUGUUAAAUGGUCCCCACUUGAUCGAGGAAUUGCAUCUCACUGCAGAAUCUCGAGUCACCAUGGCCAGAGUUGCAGACCCCUACGUUCUCAUCAACACUUAUGAUGAAGAUCUAAUUCUACUAGCUUUGAAGGACCCCAACAGCAAAGAUGGUGCCUCAAAGCAUUUUUCAAACUCUUCUCAAGUUGUCCUUUCUACGUCCUCCGAUAAUCUUCCCACUUCAAAGUACUUCAGUCUCACCAGACUCAAAGUUGCUCAGAUCUCACCACUGAAUUGUUUCUACCUAUAUCAUGAUGUUGCUGGGCGGCUUUCUCAAUGGCUUGAUGGUUCUGCGUCUUCCAGCCUCUCUAGCCACGUGUUUGGGGAUCCUAGGGAUAGAGAGAAUAAUGCUGUUAUGAAUAAGGCAGACAGUGUCUUGAGUACUGUGGAUAAAGAGGAUCUUUUACUCUAUGGACAUAUCCUGGAUACUGUCAAACGAGAGGGAGGUUAUGAUCAAAUUAUGUCCAAGCGGAUGAGCACAUCUGAAUACGGAGAUAAUUUCAAGGAACAGAGCCAUUCUGAGGAUUCGGCUUCUCCUUACCUUGCGUUCGUUUACUUCUCAAAUGGCGUGCUUGAGAUCUACAGCAUACCGGAGUUCAAGUGUUUGUAUGAGGUACGCAACUUCGUUGAUCUCCCUCAAAUUCUUACGGAUUCAAAGGGUCUGCCGGUAGUGGACAAACCUAUAGAACAUAAAGAAGAAAUGAUGCCUGAUGAUUUUGCACCAUCCAUACGGGAAUUUUCAUUAACCACUCUAACCAAAGACCGUGCUCGACCUGUAUUGCUUGUGAGAACUGACCGUGAAGUGGUAUGUUACGAGGCCCUUUGUCCAUCAGCCGAUGAAGCUUUUCCUCUAGCACCAAUUCCAGUGCCAACAUCAAAUUUAAAUUCGUCGCAUUCUACCCAGAGCCCUUUGCGUUGGAGACGUAUGCCUGUUAUUUGCCCUCUUUUAAUGCCAAAUCGACUCCGUUCUGACCCCCGUGUGGCUGAUAUCCAUGCAAAAAUGAUGGGCAAAAUGAACAUCAUGCAUACUUUCGAGGAAAUCGGUGGUCAUCGGGGUGUCUUUAUUUGUGGAAGCUAUCCUGUGUGGAUGUUUUGCAAUCGAUUUGGACGGAUCAAUGUCUUUCCACACACUAUCGAUGGUAUCAUCUCCAGUUUUUCGCCUCUUAACGUAGAAUCUUGUCCGGAUGGAUUCGUGUAUUUCACAAAUUCGAAUGAAAUGAAACUGGCAACUCUCCUGCCCGGCUACUCCUACGAAAGCGAAGUUGGGAUCGGUCAAAUUCCCCUCGAAGGUAAACCCAACUUCGUCCAAUAUCACAACAAGAGCAAGACUUAUGUGGUUAUAACGUGCAAGGAAGUGGAUUGCUGCACAGUAGUCAAAUUAACCAAUGAAGGUCUCAAAGAGGAGGAGGAAGUAAACCGUCCACCCACUUGUCUUUUACCAAAGAUCGAAAGCUACAAGAUGCAAGUCCUCGCUCCUGUGCUAUCAGCCAACUUAUGUACCGGCCCGACCUACGAACUUGUCCCCAAUUCUACACUGGAAUUUGAGCAGUUCGAAGUUGUAUCAACUCUAACGACAGUACAACUGUCUUCUGACCUAACAUUUAACGAGACCAAGGAUUAUCUAGCAAUUGGAGCAAAUAUGUCAUAUGGUGAGGAGAUUCCUGUUCGUGGGAGGAUUGUUUUGAUUGAUAUCAUUGAGGUCGUACCCGAACCGGGUCAACAGCUCACUCAACACAAGGUAAAAACGGUAUAUGAUGGUGACCAAAAGGGACCUGUCACUGCGUUGGCCAGUUGUCAAGGUUUCCUCCUCUCAGCUAUUGGGCAAAAGAUCUACAUCUGGAAUCUAGUGAAUGGUGACCUGGAGGGUGUUGCCUUCGUUGAUACUAACGUUUACAUUCAUUCCCUCAUGACGGCAAAUAACAUUAUUCUGGCUGUGGACGUGAAAAGUUCUAUCCAUGUUCUACGAUUCCAGGUGGAUAUGCAAGUGCUUUCGGUUGUGUCUCGGGACUUUGAUUACCAAGUUGCAUUCGCUGCCAAUUUUUUCGUUGAUGGAACGAAAUUGGGCUACGUCGUGACUGAUGAGAUUGGUAACGUGAUGAUUUACCUCUACGAGCCAAUGGAACUAGCCUCUCGCCACGGUCAGCGAUUAGUGCGUCGAGUGGAUGUACGCUUACCCUCAGUUACCACGACCUCCCUUCGUGUUGGCAACCGUUUUCGCCAUCCUUUGCUCUCCAUCAAGGCUCUACAAACUGAGCUGAGUGAUAUGAAGAAAAAUCAAGAGAAAACCAAUAAGCCCGUCGGUGGUUCGGGACUUUCUGCUAUGUUGGAGUAUGAGCGAGCUCGACACUCGGUUUAUCUUGGCACUCGGAGUGGAGCCAUCUUCGUUUUAACCCCGAUUCGUCAGCAAACUUUUACUCGCCUGGGUAUUGUGGAGAAGAAUAUCACCAACUUUGUCAGUUCUAAUGCUGGUCUAGUUCCUCGUGCAUGUCGCCAAUAUCAUUACAAUAUCCCUUCAUUAACCAAUCCAUGCGGAAACGUGAUUGAUGGAGAUUUAAUCCAAAGAUAUCUCCUAAUUCCCCAUGAUGUGAAAAUUGAAGUGGCAAAGAAAUCUGGCCAGAGUGUACAGUCGAUCAUGGACGAUAUUGCAGACAUUGGUGCGAUAUCAUUACAUUUCUGA
Messenger RNA from Rodentolepis nana, 4719 nucleotides. The record is from the annotation of a GenBank genome assembly. Lineage: Eukaryota; Metazoa; Platyhelminthes; Cestoda; Cyclophyllidea; Hymenolepididae.